Messenger RNA from Sclerotinia borealis F-4128, 1473 nucleotides. The record is from the annotation of a GenBank genome assembly. NCBI's taxonomy places the organism in Eukaryota, Fungi, Ascomycota, Leotiomycetes, Helotiales, Sclerotiniaceae.
AUGGCUGGUAGCACCGACAUUACGCCCACAGAAGUGGCCGAUUAUAUACAUGUAAAUGGCACAGAACACAAGGUAGUCGACGUCGGGAGUGGUGGAGAUAUCAUUCUCGAAGUUAUGUUCGAAAACACGAAAGCUUGUACAAAGUCGAUUCCAAACGAGACGAUUCAGAAGUUGAAGAUUUCAAAAACGCCGUUCCCGUUAGCACGAGUGUUCUAUCGUGUCCGUCUCGAUACUCUGAAGAAGCACUCCAAGUAUUUCGAGCAUCUUCUCGGCUCAGAUAAAUUUGGAGAAGGUCGAGCUAUAUCUGCCAAGUUUGCAGAGUUGGCUCUAUCAAGUAAAAAUCCAUCAAAGCUACCGGCAGAAGAACUCCCCAGGAUACAAAUAACAGAUGAGGAUGAUGCAACAAGGACCAUUGGAAGGGAGACCGUUUUCCAUGAUAUGCUCAAAAUUGUUCAUGGCAUGGACCAUUCCAGCAAAUCUAUUACUCUUCUUCAUAUUGUCAUCUUGGUGGUAAUGGCAGAUAGAUAUGACUGCAGGGCUACGAUCGCACGAUACAUUACAGGCAGAUUCUCAAAUUUCCGAUACCCACCAACCCUCGACAAAACUACGGAAGAAGUUGUGCGGCAGAAGAUCUUGAUAUUUUACCAUACAAAUCAAGCAUUACGCCUGGCCACAGCCACGAAGGAGCUCAUUGCUCGUGGUUCAUCUCGUUGGUCAAACUACGAAGAGGCAGGUUCUGACUUUGUAGCGGCUUGGUGGGAUCUACCAGAAGAUUUAGAAGCUGAGCUUUCCUAUCGCCGAUCUCGAAUCAUUUUCACGAUAUCCUCCCUUCAGACAUAUUUCCUUUCCCUGUACACGUCUCGAAUACGACAAUGUAAAUUGGGCUAUGAUUCGUCAGCCGCCUGCGAUUCCUUCCAGCUUGGUGAAAUGGUCAAGUUCCUCACGAAGAAAAACCUUCUCUCGCUCAUUCCAUUUCAAGCGGUUUCUCCAGAAGACCCCGAAUUCAUUUGGCCCGAAGCAUACGCUGGUGAAAUUGAGCAGCUUGUUGUGUUAUUGCGUCAAUGUCCAAGCUAUCAAAUUGAUAAGAACCAUGGUCAUUGUGGUUUACGUAGUAAAUUACUUCCUGCCCUGGACUACAUCAAAGAGUGUCUGGAUAAUGGUAUCGGCAUUAAAGUCAAAUUUUGGAAAACGGAAAGAUCAACACAGACCUGGAUUCCUAGAUCUUCAACAAACACUAGCAGCACCAAGAAGGCAUUUGUUGUAGAAGGUAAAGCACUAGGAGACGAAAAGCCAGAAAACUUCUUCGAUUUUAGAAGUCUAAGUAGGGAGGAUCUCAUGUUUGGUGGAAAAGCACUUGGCGUAGAUAGAGCGGCGAAGAAGCUGUUCCUAGCUGAGAAGUGGGAUUGGAUAAGGGAUGUAGAAACGGAGAAGGAGAGAGAGAGGAUGUCAAAGUCAUCGGUAUUUAGAUUUUGA